GGCUGACAGCUGGUAACCGUGGCUCUUGGAGAUGUGGGAAGGGCCCUGUCAUCUGACCAAUGACCAAUGCUAGACCAGACAUCGCCCACCAGUGACACUCCUCUCCCCAAAGAGGAUGGGUGAUGGACUCGCAGGAAGGGCUCUGGGGUCUGUUACCUGCCACUCACACCCAUGGCUGCUGCCAGUCAGGAAGGAUGGACAUGGAACGGUUCUGCUGCGGGGAGGCCAAGCGAAGUCUCUCCCACGUCAACAGCUCUGAACGGGAGCCUAGUGUCCGCACCUACGGACAUCGUUUCCCAAUCUAUCGGCCUCUUCUUCAUGUUGCUGGUUGACCUGGUGGGAAUCAUUGGGAACGCCGCGGUGAUCCUGGUGAUUAUCCGGACUCCGCUGCUGAAGAAGUUUGUCUUUGUUUUCCACUUGUGCCUGGUGGAUCUGCUGGCAGCCCUGGUCCUGAUGCCGCUGGGGAUGGUGACGAGCUCGGGGCUGUUCGGUAGCAUGGCCCUGGGGGAAAUCUUGUGCCGUAUUUACCUCUUUCUGAACAUGUUGUUCAUCAGCGCCUCCAUCCUGUCCAUCCUGACCAUCAACGUGGAGCGUUACUAUUACAUCGUCCACCCCAUGAGGUACGAGGGCCGUGUGACCGUGCGACUGGUCGUGUCUGUCAUCGUGUGUGUGUGGAUCAAAGCCGCGCUGAUGUCGGUGGUGCCGGUGUUGGGCUGCCUGGCUCACGGCUCCUCCACACACAGGAGCCAUUGCUGCUCCCAGUGGAAUGUCGACAAGUACAGGAAGGUCUUUGUGGUGUUCUUCAGCGUCUUCUACUUCUUGUUGCCGGUGUUCAUCAUCCUGACGGUGUACUGCGGAAUGUUCCGGGUGGCCAGGGUGGCGGCCAUGCAGCGAGGGCCGCUGCCUAUCUGGCUGGACACCCCAAGGCGACGCUCAGAGUCCCUAAGUAGCAGGUCCACCAUGGUCACCAGCUCCGGCCUCCAGCGGAGCUCCCCACAGAGGACCUUUGGGGGGGGCAAGGCUGCGGCGAUCCUCGUGCUGGUGGGAGGACAGUUUGUCUUGUGUUGGCUGCCAUUUUUUGCCUUUCACCUGUACUCAGCCAUGACCCCAGGUCUGGGCCCCGAGGAACCCUGGGAGGCCAUCGUCACCUGGAUCGGUUACACUUCCUUCAGCGCCAAUCCCUUCUUCUACGGCUGCCUGAACAGGCAGAUCCGCGGGGCUCUGAGCAAACACCUCAGCUGCCUCUUCACCCCGGCCGUGGAGGAGGAGCCGGCCUUGCCCAGCCGCGAGGGCUCCAUCGAGGAGAACUUCCUCCAGUUCCUGCAGCGCACGGGCUGCACCACGGACACCAGGGCCUCCAGCCCCAAACCUGACCAGCCCGCGCUCGCCUUCCACAUCCCCGGCCAAAUCCUGGAGGAGACGUGCGAGUUCCUGGAGCAGCAGAUAGCCAGCGACUUCAGUGUGUCCAACACUUGUGUUAAACUGGGGCGCUCUCCCAACCACGAGGUGUAGCCCUCCCGCUCUCUC
Molecule: messenger RNA, 1527 nt
Organism: Callorhinchus milii (elephant shark)
Lineage: Eukaryota; Metazoa; Chordata; Chondrichthyes; Chimaeriformes; Callorhinchidae
Gene: gpr61
Product: G protein-coupled receptor 61
Exons: 1
Coding region: 172-1512 (446 amino acids)
Biological process (GO): G protein-coupled receptor signaling pathway
Cellular component (GO): endosome; signaling receptor complex; plasma membrane
Molecular function (GO): G protein-coupled receptor activity
Source: RefSeq, a predicted model, not a curated record